This is a messenger RNA of Phoenix dactylifera (date palm), 1063 nucleotides long. Lineage: Eukaryota; Viridiplantae; Streptophyta; Magnoliopsida; Arecales; Arecaceae. The record is from RefSeq and is a predicted model, not a curated record.
GAUGGAGGUGGGCUGCCUUCUUCUCUUUCGAACCCUCUCCUCUCCUCUCAUUCGCCCUCCUCUCCGUCGCCAUUCCUGGCCAGUCCCGUCCUCGCCUCUCCUUAGGGCCUCCUCUUCCCCUCCGCCUAUUCCCUCUCCUCCCUCGGCUUAUCCUCAGGGGGCUUACAGAGGCCCGAAACCCCGGCGGGAUUUGGUAGGCGACUGGGUCUCCAACAACGAUGGGUUCGUCCGGAGCUUGCCCAUCUUCGUGGGCGGCCUCUCCUUGCUCGCUGUCCUCCUUAACCGCGCCUUCUCCGGCAUCGCCCCGAGUUCUUGAACGACGACGGCGACGAGACGAGGGUUCUGAGCUCCACCGCCCCAUCCUCCACUCCCUUCCUUCAUCGCCGUCUUUUUUCUAGAAUCGAAUCGAAGCUGCACACGGUCUCUCUUGGCCUCUCUUUCCCAUCUGUUCUUGUUGGUUUCUCUCUCUCCUUCGGAGGGAAAUUACAUGUGCCGAAUUGUGGUUUUCGUUCGUUCGGGAGUGAUUUCUCUGGAGAUGGUUCCGUCUAUCAUCCGGAAAGGUAUAUCUCAGCAGCCCCCUCCUCCUUACUUCCAGCCAUUGCAGGAAGGGAUGUGCUCUGUGCUCACAGGCCAUGAGAUGUAUCAACCACCACUGGAAGAGGAACAAAUGGGAGGUGGUGGGAUUCCGGGAUUGAAGAACUGGGUCACCAGGAGCUUCGGCGCUGGCAACAACGGGCUGGGUGAGGAAGGGGUGUGGGAUCUGGUGGUCCUCUUGGUGCAAUGGGGUAUGGGGACUUGCAGAGAUCCAUCGAUACAUUUGGCCAGAGAACAUCUCAGUAUAGAGGUGUCACAAGGCAUAGGUGGACUGGUAGGUAUGAAGCCCAUCUGUGGGACAAUAGUUGCAAGAAGGAAGGCCAAACAAGGAAAGGAAGACAAGUUUACUUGGGUGAGCCCCCGCUCUCUUUAUCUACCUCUUUUAUCUAUUUUAAUCUUCUUCUCUUCUUUAGGAUAUUCUUGUUGUCUCCAAGACAUGAAAAAUUUUACUCACUGCAAGAGCCUAUGA